AUAGACAUGCUCAAUAGUUGCUCCAAAUCGAUAGGAUGGAUUUUUAUCAAAAGUUUUCCGGUUCAAGGGAAGGGAUAGGAUGGGAAUCAAAUCUGAGUAGAUUUCUUGAAGUGGUGGGCAUCCUUUUUCAGAGGGUGGGUGGAUUGAACCACAUUCAAACUUUCAGAGGAGGUAUGGGCAAAAACCGUGUGGAAAAUAUAGAGGGUGACAUUGCGUUGCGGAGGAGGGACCGUGCUUACCUAGAAACAUUCCAACCCAACAAAAAAAAAUUCGUACAAAGAAGCCGCCAGCAAUUGGCCAUCAUCACCAAUAUCAGAAUAUCUAACGUCACCAUUAUGGGUGGCCAUCACUGAUCAUGCUACUGAAUAAUGGUUGGGCCAAAGCAUUACGUUCACCAUCUGACGUAAGAAAUGACGCUUAUCUGCAAUAUGUCACUCAUCACGACGACACCUUAGAAGUGAAAUGUGAUAAGAAUCAGAUUUUUGUUCUUCAGUGCAGAUGCUAUAAAUCAGUGGAAGUGGUUCUGAUCAUGACCUACAAAUUAAAGUACUGACAAGAGGCAUCGUGAUAUUUUUUGACCAAGAUGAACUGGUGCCCCAUCUCAAAAUAAAUUGUUGGUUCUGUGGUGUUAAAGUUAUAGAGACAAUUGAUUUCUUUUAUAACUAUGCGAAGACCAAAGCAAUACAAAUCAUAGCAGGUCACUUGGACAGACCAGUAUGGAUGGGGAGAGGAAGAAGAGAAAGAUGGAUGAUGCAGAAGCAGAAGAAGAUAAUGAAGAAGAGAAGAUGGAGACGUUCUUUGCUUUAAUCAGAAGUACUCGAGAUAUCAGGGAAAGGAUGGUUAUGAGCAAUGCAGAUAGGUUAAGGUUAGAGGAAGAUCAGAAGAAAAGGGCUAAUCAUGAUCAGAACAAGCCAAGUGCAGUUUGGAACCCCACAUUCCAGCCCGGAGAUUUCAUGGAAGAUCAACCAGCUCAGAAGGAGUUAUGCACUCCUCCUCCUCCUCCGCCUCCUGGUAUGAUUAUAAACCAAGAAGAAGCAGGCCCUUCAAAUUCAAGGAAAGAAGCUGAUGUAGCUCAAGAUCAAGAUGAUCAUAAAGCUGGAGGUGAACACCAUCAUGACUUGGACCUCAAUCUUUCUUUGUAGCACAUGUUGAUUAAAUGGUAAUAGCAGGAAAUAAUUUUGAUUAAUGUGCAGUAGGUACGGUACCUAUGGCAUUAGAUAGAAGUUUUUGAGGUGUAGAACAAAUUUUAAUACUACACUCAGGUUUUCAAAUUAACAUGGAUAGAGAAUUCAUGCAUACUUAGCUCC
Molecule: messenger RNA, 1307 nt
Organism: Coffea arabica (coffee)
Lineage: Eukaryota; Viridiplantae; Streptophyta; Magnoliopsida; Gentianales; Rubiaceae
Biological process (GO): regulation of systemic acquired resistance
Source: RefSeq, a predicted model, not a curated record